CUAGUAAAAACGAUUUCAGAGUUCGACUGUCCGGCGACAGCUAUCGCGCCUGCACGCUCGGGAAACGUUUUCCGAAGUGGUUCGUGAAAUUGUUGUCCGUCCACGGAUAGAACUUACGGGUCAUUUGUCUGCCAACGUUCGACGUAUUUGAAAAGGACGCAUAGGUUGGUCGAUCUUGCGGAUAUCGAGUGGUACUUUUUUUUGAGUAUCGGUAAUGUAGUCCUGGCGGAGUGCCGCGCGAGUCGGAUAGCGGGAUGCUGUCCCCAAGAUGCCAGUUUUAAGAAAAAGGGCGGCCCCCGCGAGCGGAUUCAAUGGAGUCUACGUGCAUAGCAAUCCGCCACGAGUCUUCAAAGCGUUCAACAUGAAAGAGACCACGCAAACCGGCCUCGGCUUCAAGAAGUCUAUGAUCCGCAUAUGGAUCCACCAACGGAACCUCGAGAACCUACAGCACGUCGUCUGGGAAGGAUGCGGCCCUCAGCUUCUCGUGGAGCACAGCAACAACCAGAAGGUGAAGAAGUUCUUGGAGGCGGUACCGCACACGAUGGGUCUAAUCAAGGAGAUCCACUGCGACGUACAGAACGACGAUUUGGAGGGUUUGAAAAGUCGCGUACCAUCUUCCGUCCCCUUGGCGGUCCUCUCAGCCAAGGAUCACAACGGCCUGACCCCCCUACACAAGGCCGCAGGACUGGGUAGGCAAGAGAUAGCCAGGUACAUCAUAAAAACCCUUCCCGGCAGCGUGAACGCGGCGGACAACGACGGUCGCACCCCCCUCCACUACGCCGCGUUACUCAAAGAUGACAACAAAAUGUUUAAUUUCUUGUUGGAAAACGGGGCCAGCGAGGCAGUCUUGGACAACCGGCAAAAGGCGGCGGCGUACUAUCGCACCCGCACCAACGAGAUCGACUCGAAACUCCUGAACGUGGUGCCGGAAUGCCCCAGGGGGGCGAAGCCCGAGCUCGCGUCCCAGGUGGACUGGCACGCGUUGGGCAGCGCCAUGUCGUCGACCAACGGCGUCGCCAAAGACGUCAACGACAACGUGACCGACGUCGAUGGCGUCGCGACGGAAACAAACAAACGGGAAACGCGGGAAGAGACGCCGGCGGGGGGCGGGGACGGUCGAAGGUCGAAAGGUCAGCUGAGGAAGCAGGACUCCGUCGUGUCCAAAUCGAAGACCAUCCGAGAUGAAGCGGAUGCUGAAGAACCGGAAGAGGCCGCGAAACCGGAAGAUCCCGCGGAACCGGAAGAACCUGCGGAACCGGAAGAACCCUUGGAACCAGACGAAGCGGAUAUAUUAUCGACUCAGCCGGACGAUGAAGUACCGGGUCCAAGCCAGGGAGAACCCGAGAACCAGGCGGACGAAGAAAUAAUUGAAAACGGAAACGAUGAAGAACCGGAACCUACGAACGAACCCAACAAUGAACCCGAAGAAGAGCCGAAAGGAGAAGAGGAAGUCGAAGGGGAACCCGGACCGGAUGCUGACGAAACCGAAGAGGAACCGGAACCGGAACCGGAACAAGAACCGGAACAGGAACCUGAUCCGGAACCAGAACCGGAACCUGAACAGGAACCGGAACGUGCUAAAACCCGCCCUAGCACAGGCAUUAUUAACGGCGAUCAAGAAAGAGAGUCAGACACCCGAAAACUGACUGGAUCUUUGACGAGGUCCAAUAGUAGGACAGAUGGUGAAAAUAGAGAUGAAGAAAAUGACGGCACGGGUGAGGAACGUGCCGAAGACGAUCCAGACGUUGAAGGUGAAAAGAUAAUUGAAGGCGUAGUGAACGGAGAAAACGAAGUAGAGUCGAUGAAUAAGGAAGGAAGAAAGAGAUCUGACGGCGAUCUGAUUAAAACGAUGAUAGAAUCCGGCAACAUGGAGCAGUUGGCGGCCCUGGUGCUGAAUGGGGAAGGGGAAAGUCUUAUCGGGCAGAAGAGCGAUAACCCGGAAUUGCAGGCGUUUUUGGAUAACGUUCCGAUUUAUAUGUCGAAAAUCCACGCAAUUCACGUGGCAGCGCACCGAGGCAACCUUCGGGAGCUCCAGGCCGCGUUGGACAGACGCAAAUUCGCGGUAGCGCGCGACCACGUGUCUCCGUGCGGCGCCACGCCUCUUCACGUGGCCAUCGCGUUUGGCCGGACCAGCGUCGUCCGUUACCUCGCCGGCCGUUUUCCCGAGACGCUACUGAUGGAAGACGAUAACGGGCGGAUUCCGUUGCACUACGCCGCAGUGCUACGGGACAACGGGCACUACUACAACCUCCUGGUGCACUUGGGUUCGGACAUCAAUGCCAAAGAUAAGUUUGGCCACAAGCCGGAAUUUUACCUGAAAAAUCAGUCCGAAUUCUCGCACAAGAAGCUGCUGACCGACUUUGGAGCCGACGAACACGAAAUCGAAGAAAUACUCAAGGAUCAGGAUAACGCGUUGGAGGAGAGCGAACAGGUCAACAUGCCCUUUUUCGCUACCGAAGAGGGAAGAUAUCUCGCUUCCUCACUGGGCGAUCCUCUGAUCAAAGGACUGACGGAAGUGGCCAACAAGCGACCUCAGGACCCCAUAGCGUAUCUCGCGACUUACUUGUACAAUUUCGCCCGCGGUCAAAAGGACAACGGUCCAAACCAGGAGCAAUUUCACCAGGAGAUCGUACGCGGCAGUCCGCAGAUGGUGAACGACAACAAGGCGGUACCCGCGUCGAUAGAUGUCGUCACCGUCGACCCAGAUGACGACGACGAGGGGGCGGAGUCGGCUUUCAACUCUAUGAGCCGAGACGAGCACGGCCAGAGCAUGCUACAUUUCGCUGCGGCGCGAACCCACGGCAGGAACGCCCUCUUUCAGCUGCUCCUCGAAACAGAAAUGAGCGUGGCCUACCGCGACGAGUUGUAUCGGACAGCGAGGGACAUCAGUAUCCAGGCGAACAUUCCCGACAACACGGCCGAAAUCGACAGAUACGUGCUCCACGUGGCGACCAAAGGAGACACCGCCAAAUUGGUCGAGCUCCUCCUCGAAGGCUACGACCACAUCACCGACAUCGUGGACGACGACGACACGUCCAUCGUUGAAGCGGUGGCCAAACAGAACCAAUCGGAGACGGUUUCGUUUCUACAGUCCGUGCUGGCGUUCGAGGAAAAACGGGAGAGGGUCCAUCACGCGGUGCGGCAGGGCUCGCUGACCGAGGUGAUGCACCUUCUGGCCGACGAGAACGACACGGGUAGCGGCAAACUCCUCGCCAUCGGUAAAAACAACUACGGCCGAUCCUGUCUCCACGUGGCGGUGCUCUGUCAGCAGGAGGAGAUCGUCGAUUACCUCGCCAAUACCUUCCCGGACACCCUGAGGAUCGGUGAUAACCUCGAACGGACAGCGUUGCAUUACGCGAUGGGAGUCGAGAAAAUGGAAACGAUCAGUAAGGUGUUGAUCAAGUCAGGCGCGAAAAGGGUCGUGAAGGAUUUGAAAGGACGUCAGCCCACCUACUACUUCCUCAAUAAGUCCGACAUCGUCAAACUGCAAGAGGAAGAGGAGAUGUUUUAAAGGGAUCGCUCUCCUCCCAAUAGGAUUGUAGUUUAAAUGUUUAAGAUUAACAUAGUGGUUAGAAUGAAACUUUUUACACCAUCUCGGCGGGUUUUUAUCUAAUUUCUGAUGCUAUCUUCGGAUGUUAUCUGUAAUCUCUGAAAUUUUGGAAAACUUGACCGAGAUUUUGACACACACUGGCACACAUCACAGAAAUCGCAACUUUUUAUCCAAGGUUAUCGCUGGGGGGCGCGAUUGCGUAACAGUGUCACGGAUUGCCUAUGUUUACGUCACGGAAUGGCGUGAAAUCGAUUUGAUCGUCGUAACAAAUGAUUUUAGGAAAAAUAAAGGGUAGGGAUUCAGUAUUUUUAUAUUUUACGUAGUUAAGUGUCUUUCCUUCACCUAGGUAGUACAGGUCUUUAAUUGGGAUUAGUUGUAGGUAAGAAAUAAUUUCACAUAACAUUUUUUAUUGUACGAACAAAAGUAUAUACUUAUUAUUAAACCAUUUAAUGAAUAAA
Cylas formicarius (sweet potato weevil) is the source of this 4008-nucleotide messenger RNA. RefSeq lists its product as uncharacterized. Bases 269 to 3511 code for a protein of 1080 amino acids. Gene Ontology annotation, molecular function: protein binding. The record is from RefSeq and is a predicted model, not a curated record. Lineage: Eukaryota; Metazoa; Arthropoda; Insecta; Coleoptera; Brentidae. The transcript is spliced from 17 exons.